UCCGACCGGCAUCAGCUCCGGGCGAGUGCUGUCGGUGGCUGGUCGGGCUGCUGACAGCACCAACCUUCGGUCGCAGAGCUUGUCUCGACCACCAACAUAUUUCCGCACAUAUGUAUCUUACUGGACGGGGUGUGAUGACUCCUAACGAAUCUGCAAUGAUUUGUUCUUGUCUGCCUGUAAGCAUUCCAGACGACAGCUCCAAGCGAGCAGACCGGACAGUCCGAAUGUCAACUGGACCGGGGCCUUUUUGAUUGAUGAGAAACCCUCCGUCGAGUGAUGGAUCACAUGUCGCUCUGGCGGUUGCUCUUGGCAAGCCAUAGUAUUCAGUUGUUCCAGCUCCCCGCCUAUGGGGGACUGCUAGCACGGACACUCGGCCUAGGAGUGCUAAGCAGAAUCCGGAGAGAGAUCUACCACUUCUCCGGGCUGCACCUUUCUGUCUCCUGUAUCAGAGUUGUCAACAGUGAUGGUGCUCCCGCAAAGAAGCAAAACAGCAGUCUGAAACGACCCGAAGGUCUUUUCACUGGCCUGGCUCGCGCCACCUACGCGGUGCCCAAACCACGCCACAAGCUGCACUUUGGGAUGAAGUCAGACGAUGAGGCCAGACGCAUCCAUCGUCAAGCCACUCGACCCAUCUACCCAAUGGUCUUGGCAAUUGUCGCCAAGAUCAUUGCUCGAGAUGCGGGCGGUGAGACUGAUCAGAGUUGAUUACGGAGUACUAGGUCGCUAUUGAGCAUUGAGCGCUGUGGAAGCUGGUGAAGCUGGUGAAGCUGUGGUAAAUUAAUAACAACACUCGACUAUCC
Messenger RNA from Aspergillus aculeatinus CBS 121060, 800 nucleotides. RefSeq lists its product as uncharacterized. The record is from RefSeq and is a predicted model, not a curated record. The transcript has a single exon. The coding region runs from base 286 to 705 and encodes 139 amino acids. NCBI's taxonomy places the organism in Eukaryota, Fungi, Ascomycota, Eurotiomycetes, Eurotiales, Aspergillaceae.